CUCAGUUACAACGGCUCCAAAGUGCCAAGGGUCAUGUUAACAGCCGGCGGUCGAGCAUUCAUUCCUGCGCUCAGCUGAGAGACAAAUGGAGGGAUGCAAAAAUUUCACUCUUUGCUCACCAUGACAGAGCUUCUCUAUGCUGAAUCCGUUUGUGUCAGAGAUCCAAGCUUCGAUCAAGCGCGGGUUAAUUGCGAGAGAGCGGCUGGAAGAUCCCCCCCUCCUCAUCCACGCUGCCAAUCCGACCGUGCCUCUGAUUUUCCACUCAUUCUGCCUCUCUGGUCUCUGUUUACCUCUGUCUGCUGAUUUCUCCACCCCUUUCUCUCAGUCUCUCAUGCUUUCGUGCUCCCUCCCACAGCUCGCUAUCUCUCCUCCCCUCGUGCCUUCAAAGCCAGCAGUCUGCUCAUUACUACAGGGCUGCUUGCUACAUGAUCUCUUGGAAAACAGCGUCCGUGUCUUGCUCGAGCCGCUCCAUGUGCAAGCCUUAAGAUUUCUUGCCCAGGACAGCAGGAUGCUCCUGCGCUGGCACUGAUUCCUCUAUUUCUCUUCUCGAUUUCCCCUUCCCCUCCCCUUUCCUAAUCUCCUGCCCUCUGACCCUGAUCCCUUUCACCCCAGAACCCUAUUCCCUCUAUUUUCCCCUUCUUUCUUGACCAUGUUGCCAUGUGUCUACCGGCUCCAGCCUGUCCUUGCCUUGCUCUCCUUCACUUUGUUGACUCAAGGGGAAAAUUGUCCAGCCACCUGCCUUUGCCCAGACCCUCACACUGUGGACUGUAGCGGCCGCGGACUUACCCGUCUUCCAGACGAGAUCCCCUUGGACGUUCGGAGGCUGCUGUUGGCGGACAACUGGAUCCCACGGAUUCCUUCGGACUUCCUCGUGCUCUACAGCGACCUGGUCUACCUGGACCUCCGCAACAACUCGCUCUCACACAUUGAGCCAGGUACCCUUAGCACUUCCUCCAGGCUGGUUUUCCUGGACCUUGCCUGCAACAACCUGACAGAGAUCCCCAAAGGGACUUUUGGAGAGUCGAGGAGCCUAAUUAAGUUGCGCUUGAGCAACAACCCGUACCUGAGCAUGGUCAAUGAAGAUGCUUUCACGGGUCUUACCUCCUUGCGUGAACUAGAACUAGAACGCAAUGCACUGUCCGGGCUACAGGUGAGUGCCCUGAGCCAGCUGCCCUCCCUCCGGGUAGUUAGGUUAGAGGGCAACCCUUGGGUGUGCAACUGCAACUUUGCCAACCUAUUUACCUGGCUGGUGGAAAACAGUCACAAGCUUCCCAAUGGUAUAGAGGGUAUGGAGUGCUCUUUGCCCACCGAUGGACGCCGUGUGCCUCUUAGCCAGCUCUCCCAGGACAGUUUUCGGGAGUGCCAGAUCACCCUCACCCUCACCGAUUUCCUCAUCAUCAUCUUCUCGGGCAUCUCCGUCUCGGUGGCCGCCAUCAUGGCCAGCUUCUUCCUGGCAUCCACCGUCCACUGUUUUCAGCGCUGGAGCAAGGGCACUAAAGGAGACGAGGAGGAGAGUGAAGAAUGAGGAGGGAAGAUGGAGCCGAAUACGACCUUCAAUAUGAUUCAGAGCUGCCAGUUCUUGACAGAGUUCAAACAAACAGCAUAACUGGACAGACCCCAGGUAGAACUUAGCCUGAUUGAUAGUGGCAGCGCUAAUAAAGUAACUAGCACGGAUGCAGUACCCUCAGAAUCAAAGGAUAUUUGGUAUGAAAGUAAGCCUUAGUAUGCAAACUUCCAGGGAUUUAUUUGUUGAAGGAAAUUCUUUCUCGCAGUAGAGUUCUCAGUGUUGUUGAAUACUGUUGUCUGUAGAGUUUCCCUUCAUGUAGUCAAUAUAAAGUUAGCAAAAUACAACUGUGCUACUUGUUGAUUGUGCCAAAUUAGCACUGGUAGGCAGCAAUGGUUCAGACAAGCAUUGAUGAUGAGGAAUAAUAGCUAUUCAAAGUCAUGCAAGGUAAGUCAGAAGUCAAACGGUCCAGCUUUAUACAGCCAAGUAUAUGUGAUGGAAGCCAUUUUCCUUCAAUUUUGAAAUGAUGGGGGAAAAAUAACAUGAGCUUAGAGAGAUUCUAGAAAGCAUUACCUGAAAUUGAAAGUUUAGAAUAGAGCUUAACGUGAAUAGAUGUGUCAAAUGCCGCACUUUAAAAUGGUUCUGUCUAAGUUACACUUGCCCUCGAACCACCAGGUUUACUGGUUUCGCCCAGAUCUGCCAAAGAACGCUUUGACUGAGGGACUGAGGUUAAUGUGUUUUGAAAUAUAGAUUUAUUUUUCUUUAAAGAAAGUCUGUGAUCUUAGCAAGAUUACAUUUAUUUAGUGUAAUUAUGGUACUACUCACAUAUUUACCCUUAAUGUGACUAAAGACAAUAUCUAUGGGAUAAAGAUAAGUACAUACUACAAAUGUCAUUGUAUUAUUCAUGUCUUAAAGGUAUAAUUGAAAAAGGCAAACGGUAUUUGGGCAUUUAAGUCAAACUUGUAUAUUGUCAUUGCAGUACAUAACAAAAGAUUAAACUAAGCAAAGUUUUAAAUAAAAAAACAAUGAUUCAUUUAAUAAAUGCCUUAUGUGACGUACUUGUAUAUUAAUGAAGGAUUAAACAAUAUUUAUACAGAAUAAAAAAAACUGCUUUGAGACUAAAUUGAAAAAGCAAUUGCAAAAAAUUGAAUUUGUAAGUGUGACUUAAGUGUCCAAAUAUGUUUUGAGGCCACUGUACAUUCAUGUGUCUUCAGAUUGCUGUCUAGUGUCGACUAAUAAUAAUAAUACAGUGUAUAACUAAAUGGCAUACAUUUCUGUUCAUGAUGUCGAUUCCAUCAAUACCGUCUUUUCCAAGAAAAUUAUUUUUUGUCAGUAGAUCAUGUGGGGAAACGAUUUUCGAAUGUCAGAAAAAGACAUUUGAUUGUUUUUGUUUUCCUUUAUUAAUACUUCUGCAUCUUGCUUCUUUCAUAUUCUUAUUUGAAAGGGCUUCAUGUGUCUUAAAAGUGUGUUUAUUAGUGUCUUUUGCACAAUUAAUCACAUUCAUUAAUAUCCCAAUAUCAUUUACCAUCCUCUGUUCCAUUUUUGCGGUCCAUUAGCAGAUGUUCUGGAUGUGCUAUUUUGAGAAUAUAUAGCUUUUUCCCAGACAGGUAUCACAACUUCAUUUUUGCAGUGCAUGAAUAAUGAAUUGGAUAUGUGAAAUGAGGCAGACAGUGUGCUAGUCUUCAAAAAAGUUGGGGAUGGAAAAAGAAAUCAUUGUGAUUCAAUAGUCGUCUUAUUUUAAAUGAAUUCUAUUCCAGUCACACAACCUCAACCAUCAUAUUGUGUUGGAUGUAAGCAGCACGAAUGCAUAUUAAUGUAGUGUAAAUGUUCCAGUGUCAGGACACGGUUGACCAUAUGCACAAUCUUUCAAAGCUAGACUGUAGCAUGGUAUCAUCAGCAGAAAUCAAUCCUGCAGCUAUAAUAUUUGUCAUAUUGAAUGAUUUUUUCCCCACAUGUAUACCCAAAUAUUUAUAGCUGUAUGUAUUUGCAAGUGAAAUGAGGUAUUAUCAUUAAAAAUUCAGUUUAUAAACGAAUGUUAUAGACACUUCAUAUGCUAUGACAAUGGAGUUGUAAGUUUGUAGGCAGAUUUCGGCAUGGUUUCCCACUGGAAUUUCGAACGAGUUUUUAAAUAGCAGGUUCUGCCUAAUGAAUAAAAUCAGAAAUAAAAAACAAUAAAAUAAGAGUAAAACAAAAUAUGCUUUGUUCUGCAACAUAAAUUAUACACAGUCAAAUCUGAAAUGUGAAAUUUGAAAAAGAAAAUGUUUAAAAAGCAUAAGAUGCUAUAAUAGACAUUCAGUUGUUAGGUUAAGCAUCUUGUUUUAAAUCAUUAAAGCAGCCAUAUUAUGCCAUUUUAUGAAGUCUUGAAUUUGUAUUUGGGGUCUACUAGAAUAGGUUGUAUUCAUGCUUGAAUGUCCAAAAAACACCUUAUUUUUCACAUAUUUUACAUUUUUGCAGUAGCUCUCUUCCCAUUUGGUCAGUAACGCUCUGUUUAGUUCCUGUCUCAAUGAAGCCCCUCCUUCCAGAUGCCCAAUGUGCUCUGAUUGGUUGGUUGGACCAAUGUGUUGUGAUUGGUCAAGCAUUUCAACUGUGUUUUGAAACCCAGACAGCAACAUAGUGUGGUCCAGAUCCGGCCCACAUCUGGUACAUGUGGAUUACACACGGACCAGAUGUGGGCUGGAUCUGGCCCGACACUAUGUUGCUGUCAGGGAAAUGUCAUGCCAACCAUAACCGUGAGUUUCAAAAAAAGUCCCUUUAAGACAAGUCAUUUCACUCGGUGGCCAUGUUUGAAACGCCUCUCUGGCAUGCAAGUGCAGCUCCUAUCUCUUUGAAUGGGGAAACAUCAAAUUCUCCAAAGCUGUUCGUCAAGCUUUCGAUUAAAUUUCAUAAUUGAAAUCACCAAUGAAAUCUGACAACAACUGUCUCAUAAAUUUUGUUUCUAAACGCUCGAAUCAUGACAAAAAACACAAUUUUUUUAAUAGGCUGCAUCAAGCUAAAGCGUGUACACAGUCCUAAGUGCUCAUCUCUGUAGAAAGCUUGCAUCUGCCUUUGCUUCUAACAACUGCUGCAGUAACGCGAUGACUUUAGCAAUCGGCGAUUGGCUCUUAUUUAGAAGGCGGGACUUACAGUAUUCUGUCAUAUUGCGUGUUGCACUUUCUCCCAUUCAUAAUAAUACAAGUGCAUCGUCUUCCUAUAUAUAAAGUCUUUGGUUUCAACACAAUACCAACGCUAACUACUCAACCAGGCCUUGCCCACCCCCCAGCCUGGAAUUAUUUAAAUAAGGAAUAUUGUGACGUUUAAAUUCUCAGAAGAAAGACUACAAACAAGGCGUUUCAGGGAGUUCAGAAACAGUGCUUACUGAUAUAGAGAAUAACUCCCUUUGGAGUGAAAUUUGUGCUUUGUAACUUUGCAGAUCUUUUUCAUUCUCAAACAGCAACAUUAAAGUC
This is a messenger RNA of Megalobrama amblycephala (Wuchang bream), 4947 nucleotides long. It is a transcript of the gene lrrc38b, whose product is annotated as leucine rich repeat containing 38b. Bases 650 to 1525 code for a protein of 291 amino acids. Gene Ontology annotation, cellular component: voltage-gated potassium channel complex. Gene Ontology annotation, molecular function: potassium channel activator activity; transmembrane transporter binding; voltage-gated potassium channel activity. NCBI's taxonomy places the organism in Eukaryota, Metazoa, Chordata, Actinopteri, Cypriniformes, Xenocyprididae. The transcript has 2 exons. The record is from RefSeq and is a predicted model, not a curated record.